AUGGGAUGUAUCUACGCUAAAAGGAGAAAAGAAGCUUUAAGAAAGGGCUUGGAUAUCACUUCAAACUCACAUAGAAAGAAAACCUAUCUUAAAAACGUUAACCAAUGUGACGGCUCUCCUCAACAGUCCCGAGGACUAACGGAACCUGCCCCUGAAUUUACCGACCGACAGAGGGAGCUAGUGGUCCAGACAUGGGGAAUCAUACAGGAAGAUAUGGCACGUGUCGGUGUUGUCAUGUUUAUGAAAUUGUUUGAGACACAUCCAGAUGUACAAGACGUCUUCAUGCCUUUCAAGGGACAAUCAAAAGAGGAUUUGAAACACAGUUCACAGCUCAAGGCGCAUGCGCUGAGAGUAAUGAACACGGUGGAGAAAUGCCUCGGGCGGAUGAAUGAGCCUGCAAAGCUACAAGAAAUGCUCCAUGACCUUGGCACGCGCCACGUCAUGUACAGUGCCAAGGUCGAUUACAUUGACCUGAUUGGUCCCCAGUUCAUCUGGGCUAUCCAGAGUUCCGUCGGAGACCAAUGGACGCCGGAAGUAGAACAGGCUUGGUCGGACCUCUUCAAGCUCAUAUCACAUUACAUGAAGGCAGCCAUGGUAUUUUGA
Messenger RNA from Ylistrum balloti, 603 nucleotides. RefSeq lists its product as uncharacterized. Bases 1 to 603 code for a protein of 200 amino acids. Lineage: Eukaryota; Metazoa; Mollusca; Bivalvia; Pectinida; Pectinidae. The record is from RefSeq and is a predicted model, not a curated record. Gene Ontology annotation, molecular function: heme binding; oxygen binding. The transcript is spliced from 3 exons.